Molecule: messenger RNA, 1127 nt
Organism: Caenorhabditis elegans
Lineage: Eukaryota; Metazoa; Nematoda; Chromadorea; Rhabditida; Rhabditidae
Gene: grd-12
Product: Ground-like domain-containing protein
Exons: 5
Coding region: 3-860 (285 amino acids)
Source: RefSeq, marked reviewed
AAAUGUUACACAGGCCGAAACUUACAGUAAUCCUAUCAGUAUUACUCACCUUCCGGUUAGCGGAUUGCUGGUUCCUCUCAAUGCUCGGUGGUGGUGCUGGUGGUUGCCAAAAUCAAUGUCCGCCAGCUUACUCUGGGUAUUAUCAAUCUCGGAAUUAUAAUCCUCCGCAACAGCGAUUCAACUACGGUUUGCCUCCUCCAACACCGCCUGCAAAUUCAUAUGCAACUGCUCCAGCAAACUAUGCGGCUCCUUCAAACGCCUACCCAUUUGCUCCUCAAUACUCAAUUCCAAUGAACUCAUAUGCUAUGCCAAAAUACGCAGUUGCUCCCCAAUAUGCAAUGGUUCCAUAUCCAACCCCUCCAGCUUACGUUAGACCUCCACCGGUUUAUGUCACACCUCCACCUGUAUAUAUAACCCCACCACCAACUACAACUACUACAAUUCCACCACCAAAAUGUUUCCAAAACACUCAGGGAUACAAAUGUUGCAAUCGACAGUUGGAUCAAUUUUUAGAACAGAAAGUUGGAGAGAUGUUGAAGCCAGAAUGGCAGAGAUGUAAUCUGCAACGAUUUGCAACACAGCUUCAGCACGAAACGCAACAAAUGUUCAAUCAUUCAAUGGAAGCAAUCGUUGCCAGUGGAGAAGUACAAAAUCUUUCAAAUUACCGCGGAGACCUUUAUUGCAAAAAGCGGAGUCGAGACGGAAAGAUUGUUGUGAUAUAUGGCUCAGCAGUUCCAUAUUCUCUAGAUACCGGAGUGACUCGUCCAAUGAACGAUGACGAGUUGAGAACUCAAAUGUAUCCGGCUAAGUAUGAUGAAAUUGGAGUGCAUGAUGGACAUGAAGAGAACAUUUGGUUCUAGGAAUAUUUAUUUGAAUUAAUUCUUGUUUUUAAUUAUUUCGAAGUAGCCUAUUUAUAAUUGUUGAAAUCUUUUUUAAAUAUUUCCAAAAAUUUCCAAAUUUCCAUCUCCAAAAUUGAUCUUGAAUUUAUUCUCCAGCCAAUUCUUUUUCAUCUUUUAUUUUUUUUCAGCUUUUUAUUAUUUUAACUUUAUACUUUGAAUUAAUAAUUAUAUAUUUCUUUUUUUCAUAUUGUUCUAUGCUCACUUGUAUAUAAAAGGAAAUAAAGUUCU